Molecule: messenger RNA, 516 nt
Organism: Haemonchus placei
Lineage: Eukaryota; Metazoa; Nematoda; Chromadorea; Rhabditida; Trichostrongylidae
Source: the annotation of a GenBank genome assembly
AUGAUUAGAGCUGGAGUUGAUCCACAUCUUCUUGAUCGCAUACAUUCGAUUCGGGUUGUCAAGCUUUCGUACGAAUCCAUUGCUAUUGACGAGGCACCUAUGCCCCGACGUCUCUGGUGUCGCAUGUUCCUGGAAUCAGUUCCUCUCCAGUCUGAAAUGCAGCGUGCAGCGGCGAUGCCUUCUCGCCUCGGUCAAUCCGAUGACGUCGUACUUGAUCUUCCUAGCUUGCAUCACCAGGGUUUGCCAGGCUAUACCGCAGUGGACGAGGACGAGGGGCUUAAUUUUGGAGACGGCCCCGAAGCGCCUCCCAGAAACUUCCCAGAUAAAUGCAAGCUUUUGGCUGAGUUGAUGGGCAGGAUACCAAGUGCACCCACAGAUUCUCCACAUACUCAGCAGAAAGUGUCACUUAUCGCUGCGGCGAACGUUCUUCUUGCAGCUGCUGGUCGUGGCGCUCCGGAGUCGCGGGUUGAUCUGGAAACAGCACAUCAUCUACGAACACUGCUCUCAUCUCACUGA